Molecule: messenger RNA, 655 nt
Organism: Perognathus longimembris pacificus (Pacific pocket mouse)
Lineage: Eukaryota; Metazoa; Chordata; Mammalia; Rodentia; Heteromyidae
Gene: Fam167a
Product: family with sequence similarity 167 member A
Exons: 2
Coding region: 20-655 (211 amino acids)
Source: RefSeq, a predicted model, not a curated record
CCGCGGGGCGGACGCUGGGAUGUCUGCGCCCCAGAUUCAAAUCGAAGGCGCGGGGGGCGAGGAGGGGCCGGCGGGCCCCCCGGAUGACCACCUCCGGAGCCUGAAGGCCCUCACCGAGAAGCUGAGGCUGGAGACCCGCAGGCCCUCCUACCUGGAGUGGCAGGCGAGGCUGGGAGAGCAGACGUGGCCCUUCCCGAGGCCCGCCGCCGAGCAGGAGGCCGAAGAGGGAGACGGCGGGCACAGGGAGCCCUUGCGGCCCCCGGGGGAGCCCGGGGAGCACCCCCCACCUGCCCGCGGCGCCGGCGGGGGCGACGGGGCGCCACCGUCCGCUGGCAAGCUGGAAGACUUCCAAAACAUCGACGAGGCGAUAACCUGGCUCAGGAAGGAACUGGCGGAGAUGCGGCUGCAGGACCAGCAGCUGGCCCGGCAGCUCAUGCGCCUGCGCGGAGACAUCAACCAGCUGAAGAUCGAGCAGACGUGCGGGCAGCACCGCAGGAUGCUCAACGCCGCCACCUACGAGCUGGAGGAGCGGGACGAGCUGGCCGACCUCUUCUGCGACUCCCCGCUCGCCUCCUCCUUCAGCCUCUCCACGCCCCUCAAGCUCAUCGGGGUCACCAAGAUGAACAUCAACUCCCGGAGGUUCUCCCUCUGCUGA